Messenger RNA from Platichthys flesus (European flounder), 2625 nucleotides. RefSeq lists its product as uncharacterized. Lineage: Eukaryota; Metazoa; Chordata; Actinopteri; Pleuronectiformes; Pleuronectidae. Bases 335 to 1027 code for a protein of 230 amino acids. The transcript is spliced from 6 exons. The record is from RefSeq and is a predicted model, not a curated record. Gene Ontology annotation, biological process: response to bacterium.
CAACGACUGUCUGAAGAGGAUUCAUUAAAAUGCUGAUCUUAUUCCAACUGCUGCUGCUGCUCGGAGCGACGCGAAGUGCAUUCGGUCAGAUCUUUGAGACAAAGACUGCUGAUGUCGGAGAUGAUGUGAAGUUGACGUGCAGCCGCCAGAAGACAAAUGUAUCGGCCAAAUUAUUUUUGUUUCUGGAAACUUGCCUGAAUUCUUGGGAGGAACACCUUCCUAUGAUGAUGAUCGUGUUAAUAAGACUCCUCACUUUACAGUCAAACAAGAGCCUGGAAGCUUUGUUCUGUACAUUAACAAAGCAGAGCCGAGUGAUGCUGGAGGUUACUACUGCAUGGAACAAAAUUACCUUCACAUGAAAUUAUUGAGUGGAACAUUUCUGAAAAUUAAAGGACCAGAACCUGAUAUAACGGCCGUCCUUCAAGUCCGUCCAUCUGACCCGGUCGGUUCAGGAGACUCUGUGACUCUGCAGUGUUCCGUCCUGUCCGACUCUGACAACCGAACAUGUCCAACAUAUGACAAGCUGUACUGGUUCAGAGCUGAUGAAUCUCAUCCCAGUUUAGUUUAUGUUCAUGGCAGUAGUGGUGAUGAAUGCAACAAGAGCCUUGAAGCUCGAUCACCCCACAGAUGUGUCUUCAAUUCCUGUAAGAGUUUUAGUUCCUCUGAUUUUGGGACUUAUUACUGCGCUGUGGUCACAUGUGGAGAGAUUUUAUUUGGACGAGGAAUAAAACUGGAAAAUGAAGUGGUCAACAUCUGGAAUGAACAGAAGGCCAAUACAGUUCUGUGUCUGUUAAGUGCUACAUUGGCUAUAAGCCUGAUUGUUGUUGUCGUCCUGUUCAAGAAGAAAAUGUGUGAUUGUUGCAAAGCUGGAGUUUCUUUACAAACAGAGGCUGCAGCAGUCGGUGGUAAUCCGCCAAGUCAGCAGAGACACGAGGACUCAUUGGUUUAUUCUACAGCAACCUUCAGCAGGAGGAAGGCUGGCAAAACAACGGUCUACUCUGAUGUCAGAGCUUAUGGAAUAGAUUAACAAUCCAAACAGUUGACUUUCUGAUUUAAAGAGCUAUUAUCAUUCAUGGCUUGAACAUUGUCAAAUGAACAGUCAUUCCCAUAAAGUGUCACAUCUGAUGUUUAUAACAAUAUUUGGAUCGUAUUAAAAAUAUUUGUAUAAAACGCAUUUGCAAAUGCUUUUGGUGACACCCGACAGAACUGUCACUCACACUUUUCAGCUUCUAUGCUCCCUUCACUGGUUACCAGUAGCUGCCCACAUCCGUUUCAAAACACUAGUACUCGUGUACGAUGCGGCGAACGGAUCGGGUCCAGUCUCCAUCCAGGACACGGUCAAACUUCAAACCCCAGCCCGUCCACUUCUCUCUGCAUCUACCAAUCGGCUUGUUGCUUCCUCACUGCGACUUUAACACUGAACUAAAUCACCACUGUUUGCUGUCCUGGCUCCUCAAUGGUGGAACGAGCUCCCCAUUAACAUCAGGACAGCAGAGAGUCAACCCAUCUUCCACAGCAAACUAAAAACACAUCUCUUCCGACUUUACCUUGAAUAAAAAAAAAGAAAAAGAAAAAAAAAAACACCCUCUGGCACUUUUAGUUUGGCUUCUUGAAGAAAAUGUUACAUUCUUGAUUCUUGUUGUUCUGGGUUCGUACCCUCAUGGUUGAUGCACUUAUUGUAAAUUGGUUUGGAUCAAUGCUUCAGCUGAAUGAAAUGAAAUGUAAUGUUACUGUGUAUUUGUUUUAUUUUUAACCUUUUUUAUUUUUAGAGGUCAAUUGUGCUUCUACUCAAACUGGCUUUUUGAAAGAUUCAAACUUUCACUCUGUCUCUUAUGCAAAUUAAAUCUAUGAAUAAUAUGUUUGUUUGUGUUUAUUGUUUAAAUCUUAAUACGUGAAAUGCACUGUAAAAAAACUAAAUCUAGAAUUAACAUUUGACAUUAAAACAAAAAAUAUGUUACCAAUAAACUAAACCUCAUAGUGAAGCUUUUAGGGAAAAAAUUGUUUUUGUUAUCUCUGAAUCAUUGAUUUAGAUUUGCAAGAUCAGCAAACUCAACUACAUUAAUGCUCAUGUUACUCCAUAUGUCUGAUAGAAAUAAGUAACUGUUUGCACACUUAUUGUUGUUCAUAGUGGGGGGGUAACCUGUCAACCAUGUGCAUUUAACUGAGAGCUUCAGAUGAGUCAUUCGAAACCCUCACCACAGCAAUGCUUAAGUUUCCAUUUGGUCUUCGUUGUUGACUGUGCACGUGUGUUUCUGUGUUUUUUGCUGUAGUUUUAACCCCAUGACUUGAAAAUGUAUAAUUAUUACUUAGAUAAGUUUCACAGAUAGUUCAACUUGUACCAUGAACUUUCAUUUUUUGGUCUUUUUUGAUGUUGUCCACUUUGUUGUGUUUUAUAAACUCGAUGUGAAUGUGUUUCUGAGAUACUGUGGCAGUGGAGCUCUGCUUCCUGCUCACAGCCGCCUGUAGAGAAUACAGAGGAUGGACGGUGUGACCACAACCACCUCCCACCUCAACAUGCUGUGCUUGAUGUGCUGUGUGGGGGGGUCAUCACUGGCUCGUGUAGCAUUUCACUGUGUCAAAAAGCUGCAUACUCCUUUUUGUCUCUAAUUAAUUAAAUAUAAACUG